This is a messenger RNA of Nicotiana tabacum (common tobacco), 516 nucleotides long. NCBI's taxonomy places the organism in Eukaryota, Viridiplantae, Streptophyta, Magnoliopsida, Solanales, Solanaceae. The record is from RefSeq and is a predicted model, not a curated record.
AUGGCUAUUGAUGACGAAAUCGAGCAUAUUGAUGUGGACUCAAACAAAGAGUCCACCAUUGACUCGAGCAGUCCCUUGUACAUGCAUCCAUCUGACAAUCCUGGUACGAUGUUAGUACCAGUUCCUUUCAAUAGAAUUGGAUGCAGGUCCUGGAGACGAAGUGUAUUGCGUGUGUUGUCUGUUAAAAAUAAAUUAGGGUUUAUUAAUGGAGACUGUAAGAAACCAUAUCUGGAGUUUCCAAAGUAUAGACUAUGGGAGAGAUGUGAUGAUAUGGUCACCUCAUGGAUUUUAAAUUUUUUGGGGAAGGAAAUUACUAAUAGUGUGGAGUAUGUCAAUGAUUUUGUUAAGCUGUGGAAAGAGUUGGAGGAUCGUUAUGAUCAGACAAAUGGUGCAAAACUAUAUCAAAUUCAAAAGGAGAUAAAUGAUUUGUCACAAGGAGCACUAGAUAUUACUGGUUACUACACCAAAAUGAAGAAAUUAUGGGAAGAGUUCAACGCCUUAAGUGCAAAAACUUAG